Carassius gibelio (silver crucian carp) is the source of this 3046-nucleotide messenger RNA. It is a transcript of the gene mxf, whose product is annotated as myxovirus (influenza virus) resistance F. The coding region runs from base 1 to 1890 and encodes 629 amino acids. Gene Ontology annotation, biological process: defense response to virus. NCBI's taxonomy places the organism in Eukaryota, Metazoa, Chordata, Actinopteri, Cypriniformes, Cyprinidae. Gene Ontology annotation, cellular component: cytoplasm; microtubule; membrane. The record is from RefSeq and is a predicted model, not a curated record. The transcript has 13 exons. Gene Ontology annotation, molecular function: GTPase activity; microtubule binding; GTP binding.
AUGAAGAGAGAGUCACAGACUCAUGGAGCAUUCCACAAUGAUUUGACUGAGUCUGUUCAGCCUUUGAUUGAGUUGAUUGACUCUCUGAGGUUGAUUGGCAUUGAAAAGGAUAUGGAUCUACCAUCAAUUGCAGUGGUAGGAGAUCAAAGUUCUGGAAAGAGCUCUGUUUUGGAGGCACUCUCUGGGGUGGCUUUACCUCGAGGAAGUGGUAUCGUCACUCGCUGUCCCCUUGAGCUGAAAUUGCGGAAGGUCAAAAAAGGACCAUGGUCCGGGACUAUUUCUUACUGUGGUCACAAAGAGACCUUUUAUGACCCAUUAAUGGUGGAUAACCUAGUUAGAAAAGCUCAAAAUGAUCUUGCUGGAAAUACGGUUGGAAUCAGUGAUGAACUUGUUUCUUUGGAAAUUUCAUCUCCUGAUGUUUGUGACCUCACUCUGAUUGAUCUACCUGGUAUAACCCGUGUACCUGUGCAAGAUCAGCCUGAAGAUAUUGGAGAACAGAUCAAAAUCUUGAUACAGAAAUACAUUUCCAAAAGUGAAACCAUCAUUUUAGUUGUGGUGGCCUGCAAUGUUGACAUAGCAACAACAGAAGCACUAAGAAUGGCACAACAUGCAGACCCUGAGGGAUACAGAACACUUGCAAUUCUCACAAAACCAGAUCUCAUUGACAAAGGAGCUGAGAUUGAUGUUUUGAACAUUGUCCAGGGCAGAGUUGUUCCUCUCAGUAAGGGUUACAUUAUUGUGCGAUGUCGUGGUCAGAGUGACAUCAAUAACAAAAUUCCUCUUGAUGAAGCCAUGGACAUAGAAAUGGAAUUCUUUAGAAACCACCGAUAUUUCAGUUCUCUACUGGAUGAUAAUAAAGCAUCUACUCUGUGCCUAACAAAUAAAUUGACCAAAGAACUGGUUGAUCAUAUCAAGAAAUCACUACCACACUUAACUGAGCAGAUAAAUACUAGAAUACUUGGUGUGCGAGAAGAGCUUAAAAAGUAUGAUCAGGGUCCACCUCCGGAAGAAGAAAAGAUGGGACCUUUUUUCAGUGAGAUAAUAAUAAGGUUCAACGAUCAAAUUGAUGAACUGAGUAGAACAGGACAUUCAAAAGACAGAAAUAUUUAUGCACUUCUACAUCCUGUGUUCAAGAAAUGGGACAUCCACUUGAGAGAAACUGAAGAAUUAUUCAAUGAAAAAAUUAAAGAAAUUAUAGAAAAGUAUAAUGAGAUGCAUCGUGGGAGAGAAUUGCUGACAUUUAGUGAGUACAUAAACUUUGAACAUGUCAUCAAAGACCAUGUGGCAGCCCUUCAAAAGCCAGCUAUGAAAACACUGAAAGAUGUACGAGAGAUUGUUAAAAAUAAAUUCAGGGAAGUAUGCAAUUUAUGUUUUGUUCAGUACCCGUUACUGCAGCACAAUGUCUUUAAAAAGAUUGAUGAGAUUCAGUCAAAACAAGAGGCUAAAGUGGAGAAAAGAAUCGAGGAGUUUAUUGCUAUGGAGCAUCUGGUUUUCACCCAGGACAAGGUAUUGCAAAAGAAACUUGAUGAAUCUGAGAUCCAUCAGAAGACUGGGCUAGAACGUUAUGAGAACCUCCAUGAGGAAGACAUGGUUUUAAAUUCCAAAGGCUGUGGGUUGUUGGAUACGAGGAAUCUAGUACCAGAAAAACUGGCUCUUUAUUAUGAGAUCAUCUAUCAACGCCUGACAGACUAUGUGCCCAUGCUGCUAAUCCUCUUCAUGCUUAAGAAUGCAGCUAAGACAUUGCAACAUCAAAUGUUGGAAAUGAGGAACAGAGCAGAUGUGGCCAAGCUGCUGACAGAAGACUCAGAACAAGGGCGCAGGAGAGCUGAUCUAAAGAAGCGUCUGGAACGUCUCACGGAAGCUCAAGAACUAAUAAACAACAGAUGCUGACAUAUCUUUAUAAAGUUGUGGAUAUGCCUAAAUUAAGCAUAUCCACUGGGCAAAGUUACGUCCAGUGGACGUCUUUUUUAUGUCUUUGCUGACAUUGCAAGACGUCCACUGAGGAGUCAGAAUGAAAGUUUUAAUGACUUUCAAUGUCUUUUCAAUGACUCCUUACAAGAUUAAAAACUAAUUCAAAAGUGGCAGUGAACAUAUUUUCAUCAUCAAUUAAGGUUAAUUUAGGCAUAGCUUAUACUGUUUCUGGACCAAAUCAACAGUCUCAUUAUGCAUUAGAUUUAGAGUCAUGUUAUUUCCAUGUAAUUUCCAGACACUGCGUUUGUCCUAAAGUCAAGAAAAAAAAAAUCUUUAUAAAAUAAUGAAAUAACUGAUGAUUGAGCAUGUGGUAAAAUCAACUGCAAAUCAAAGACAUUAAAUCUCUGAAGAUCUCAGCUGAGGAGGAUCAAAGUGGGUAAUGACUAUAUAAAUUUGUCACUGGAUAUUUAUAACGGAUCUCAAUUUAGAAAUUCUAUCAAUUAUUUCAUUCACUAUAGCAGACAAAGCAUAAUAUAAAUAACCAUGAAAAGUAUGAAAUUCUGUCAGUGUUUUUGUUUUUAUUUUAUUAUUUUUUUCCCAGUUAUUCAAUGUAUACACAUGCUUUGCAGGAUUUAUUUAAUUUUUUUUCCUCUGUAGGCACACCUGUAUCCUGUAGAUCAAGUAGUAGACCACCCCUGGUUCAAUGCUCAGUUAUUGCACAUGAACUGAUAAAAUGUACACAAUGUAAGUCAAGUCUGCCAAAUGCAUAUGGUAAAAAUUUAAAUUCAUAUACAUUUUUUACAUUUUAAGAUAGAAGGUUUGAAUGUUGGAAACAUGCAAAACAAGGGGGAAAUAACAAAAGAAAGAUUAACAUUACCUUUGUAAAUCAAUGUUUCAUUUACAUUAAUUGCACUAAUAAUAAUAAUAAAAAAUCUAACCCCCAGGUCUUUAUUUCCUAUGUGAUGUUGUUUGAUGUUGUUGUUGCAGCAACUCAGCAUGAUGCUGGAAUACACUACUCAACGUUUGGUCUAAUUUAGCCUACAGUCUGUAGCCAGCUACUGUAGUGGCCGUAAGUUAGAGCCAGUCUGCAGAUUUAAGUUUACAGAUUUCACAGAAAAGUGUGCAGUCCACAGAU